AAAAAAACAACUCGAUUGGUUGGACAUCAUGCUAGUUUACUUGUAGAAGCGAGCGCUAUACCCCCUAUACCUAGCCAUACUAUUGUGAAGGAACCCCCACAAUUGGCAAAACGAUCUGCUCCGUUUGAAGAAAAUACUCGACCUAAACGUAGAAUUACGAUUGAAGAUGAUAGUGAUGAAGAAUUACUGCCUGUGGUUGAAAAGAGACUCAAGACGGCGCGAUCUCCUAUUCCACCUAUUAUUCCACCUCGUCCUAAAUUCUCAAUCGCACCAUCCCGACCUAGAAGAAUGAAUGUAGAAUUUAAGUUUGGAACAAGUGAUAGAAUGGAUGUGUACGCUUUACGUCGUAACCAACAAGAGAUUAUGUCUGCCAAAAAGCCACGAUCUUUACUUUACAAUAUCGCAGAUCGUCAUAUGGAUCGUGGUAUGAGUGAAUUGAUGAUUGCUACAUCCUUGGAUGGUGAAUUACAGUUUUGGAAUUCGGUCGAUCGUAAAAAGAUCAAGACAAUUGGAAAAGAUCAUUUGUAUGAUAGUUGGAUUGAUGAUAUUUGUUGGGCUACACCCUCUACUUUAGCCUUUUGUCCUUCAUCCAAACUUUUGGAGCCUGUGAAAUUGAUUCAUAUUUGUAAUGUGACAAAGACAAAUGUGGAAGGUAGGAUUCAGACACUCAGAGGAACACCUCAUGAGAAUGGUGUAUCCGUGAUUGCUUCUAUGGAUACAGGCACUUAUAGUUCGAGUUACUCAGAAGCAUGUAGUAUUGUUACGGGUGGUUAUGAUAAAAGCGUGUAUCUGUGGGGUUUAAAGCGAGAAUCACCUCUUGAUAAUUUUUUGGAAACAGGUGUACAUCGUUUAAAUAUUAAACAUACGUCAGCAGUGUAUUCCCUUCAUUAUGACAAGUUUCGAAACGUUUUGUUCUCGGGUGGAUCGGAUGAACGCUUAGUUUUGUUUGAUAUCCAAUCGAACAGUACCAUUCGAGAAUUAAGGUUACAACAACGCGUUAGUCAAAUCAAUCAAAGCAAAGCCAACCCCAACAUCAUGUUGAUCACUACAACGAAUCGAACGGAUCAAUUCUUAAUUUAUGAUCAACGAGUACCUGGAUUCGAUGGAGUUAAAUUGAAAUUUGGACAAUUUGAACAAGAGACGUUAUCUCGAUUUAUCAAGCCUGAUAUGCAUGAGAAUGGAUAUAUGGUGUGUUGUGGAGGUCAAGGUGCACCCAAAUUGAAUUUUUGGGAUCUUCGCUACAGUGGUGUGAGUCGAGGUCCUUCUUUUACGAUGGAUACACAAGCAAUGAGACGUAGUCUUCGAUCCAUGUUUUUACCUGGACAAGACACUGUUGUGUCAGUGUCUUCUUCUCGUUACAUGACAUGGAUUGACUAUGCAGUAGCAAAAGAUGAAUUACCACAAAAUAUUGUAUAAUAAAAAUAGAUG
Mucor mucedo is the source of this 1428-nucleotide messenger RNA. Its product is annotated as WD40-repeat-containing domain protein. The coding region runs from base 289 to 1416 and encodes 375 amino acids. Gene Ontology annotation, molecular function: protein binding. Lineage: Eukaryota; Fungi; Mucoromycota; Mucoromycetes; Mucorales; Mucoraceae. The record is from RefSeq and is a predicted model, not a curated record. The transcript is spliced from 4 exons.